UGGACUGCAGUUGUGGCCAGUCGAGCUAUCUGACUGGGGCGAUUCGGUCCCUUGGGUGAUCUCUUGGUCUGAGAAUUAUAAAAAAUGUGUUCGUGUACUCUAUGAUACAUAUAGUAAACAAUUAAUUCACUUUCGGUCGUAUAUUUUUGUUACCUGAAUGUUAUUGAGAUUCGACUAACACACACGCUUAAGACGUUUUACAUUUUCGUGGAAAUCAUUGAUAUCUAGCAGUGGAAUAAUUGAAAAAGGAAGUGACAUCUUUAUAACAAAUAUAUAAGCCAUCACUGAACGAUCUAGAUGAUACCGAGAAGGUCUGUUCGAUAUAAGUGAUCCUGAGUAGGGACGCGCUUAUCAGCAGUGAAAACGACAACACAGGUACCGGAAGUAUGGGUACGGGGAGGUCUCGUGCUGGGCUGACGAGGCCCCAACGACUCUGUUUGAGUUAUAUACGAUCGUGGACAUGGCUUUCGAAAAGGAAGAGAUUCAAAAAUGGUACUGCGAUUUAUUAAGAUCCAAGGAUAUGAUAAUGGAUCGCCUUACCCAUGACGACUUCCAGGAACUGUUCUACAGUGUUUUUGCCAACAACCCCCGGGAUUUCGUCGACGACACCUUCCGCAUAUUCGACCCGAACAACGACGGCUACGUUGACUUUAAAGAGUUCAUUGUGGGUGUGUGCGUGUAUGGCACUGGCACUGAGAGCGCGGACCGGACGUUUCGUUGGGCGUUCCUUAUGUACGACACAGAUGGCACUGGCAAGAUUUCGAGAGAGGAAGUGGCCAUCAUGUUUAAGGGGAUCUUCAAGAUAGCUACGCGGAGUGUCAGCAACAAAGGGAACAUCCACCAAAACAGCUUCAACCAUGACUUUGUAGACGAUAGUAGAAGGAAUGGUCGACCAAAUCUUUACGGCCGUAGACAGAGACGGUGGCAACAAGAUUUCUGAGUUCGAUUUUAUUAACGGAACAAAACAAUUUCACGUGCUACUGCCACCAUGUCCGGUUAUGUCCUCAAACACUUGUAGCAGUUCUGUUGUUGUUUUAGAGCCAAAAAGGUACAUAUGAACUGGACUAGUAGGCCUACUAAACAAUGCACAUUAAGAUAUUUUUCAGAUGUUUGACUUGCGCUCAUGAUUUUGUUUGUGAGCGUUUUGUCCAGUAUGGUAGUUAAAUGAUACAUGAACGAUUAAAUAAAUGUUUAUGCUUGUGAUAUUACACAUAGCCUCUGAACGUUUUAGUUCAUACAAUGUUGCUUCAUCGGGAUUCCCAGUAAAUUAAAGCGUUCCGUACACCCAAUAAAUCGUUUGGAAUCUGUAUAUUUGUA
Messenger RNA from Mya arenaria, 1317 nucleotides. Its product is annotated as hippocalcin-like protein 1. The coding region runs from base 461 to 940 and encodes 159 amino acids. Lineage: Eukaryota; Metazoa; Mollusca; Bivalvia; Myida; Myidae. The transcript is spliced from 4 exons. The record is from RefSeq and is a predicted model, not a curated record. Gene Ontology annotation, molecular function: calcium ion binding.